Molecule: messenger RNA, 5172 nt
Organism: Synchiropus splendidus (mandarinfish)
Lineage: Eukaryota; Metazoa; Chordata; Actinopteri; Syngnathiformes; Callionymidae
Product: polyamine-transporting ATPase 13A3-like
Exons: 33
Coding region: 169-3876 (1235 amino acids)
Biological process (GO): intracellular calcium ion homeostasis; polyamine transmembrane transport
Cellular component (GO): late endosome membrane
Molecular function (GO): ATPase-coupled monoatomic cation transmembrane transporter activity; ATP binding; P-type ion transporter activity
Source: RefSeq, a predicted model, not a curated record
ACCGGUUCGGGACGGUCGGAGCUGUAGCGUGGAUCUGAUGAGAGGCGGCGUGUCGGUGCUCACACGCUCACGCGCGCGCGCGCACACACACACACGUUGACUGUGAGGAACUAUGAGGAGACUCGACUGCUGACCGAGUGGCGACGUGGUUGAUGGGAUCGUAGCAAGAUGAAGACCGAGGAGCGCAAGAUUCUCAACCAGGGCCUGGAGGACGAGAUGGAGGUUUGGGGUUACCAGCCCUGUCUGUGGAAAAGGGUCCUGGUGGGUGCUGGUGUCGUGUGCUCCGGCGGUCUCCUCCUCCUGCUGCUUUACUGGCUUCCUGAGUGGGGCGUCAAGGGAACCUGCACCCGAGCCUCACUAAAGGAGGCCCAGAUUCUCCUCCUGCAAAGCACGGAUGAGUUCAAGCAAUGGUUCCGGACCAGGGUCAGUGUGAUGCUGGCUCCAGGUCGAUCUCCGUUCGACAGAGUGGAUUCGAAGGUCGCGGCACAAAUACCAAACGGAGACGCAGCGACUGCACACGAGGCACGUUGUGAGAAAUUCAGCCAGACUUUUAAGAUCCGAUACUUCACUCACCACAGUACGAACUACUACUGGAACGAAGCGGCGCAAACCUUCGAAGUACACAAAGGCUUGGAGGAUUUGAAGGUGACGUGUGCUGCUCUUCACUCCGACCACAGCGCCGGACUUUUCAAAACAGUGCAGGACUUCAGGCAACUGUUUUUCGGAGAGAAUGAGAUUGCGGUUAGAGUUCCGUCAUUAUUCAAGCUUCUCAUAAAAGAGGUGCUGAAUCCAUUCUACAUCUUUCAGCUCUUCAGUGUGAUUCUCUGGAGCGCUGAGGACUACUACUACUAUGCCUCCGCCAUAGUUCUCAUGUCAGUCAUCUCAAUAGUGACUUCACUCUACACCAUUAAGAAGCAAUACGUGAUGCUUCACGACAUGGUGGCCACACACAGCAUCGUCCAGGUGUCGGUCUGCAGAGGAGAUAAAGAUUUUGAACAAGCCAUGUCGACGGAGUUGGUGCCGGGUGAUGUCAUUGCAAUUCCGGCCAAUGGUCUGAUCAUGCCUUGUGACGCUGCACUCAUCUGCGGAACCUGCAUAGUCAACGAGAGCAUGCUGACCGGAGAAAGUGUUCCGGUCACUAAAACCAGUCUCCCGAGUUCCGGCGAAGAGUCAGUCCAGAUGUAUAAUAUGGAGGAACACAAGAGACACACUCUCUUCUGUGGCACUCAAGUGAUCCAGACUCGCUUCUAUGCCGGCGAGGUGGUCAAGGCUGUGGUGGUGAGAACUGGUUUCAGCACAGAGAAGGGCCAACUGGUGCGCUCCAUCCUCUACCCGAAACCCACUGACUUCAAACUGUACCGCGACGCGUAUCUCUUCCUUCUGUGUCUGGUGGGCGUGGCAGGGAUCGGCUUCAUAUACACCAUCGUCCUCAGCGUCAUGAGCAAGGUGCCAGCGAAAACUAUUAUCAUUGAAUCUCUGGACAUCAUCACGAUCACUGUGCCUCCCGCUCUCCCGGCGGCCAUGACAGCCGGCAUUGUUUACGCACAGCGGCGUCUGAAGAAGGUCGGCAUAUUCUGCAUCAGCCCUCAGAGAAUCAACAUGUGCGGUCAAGUCAACGUGGUCUGCUUUGACAAGACUGGGACUCUCACAGAGGAUGGCCUGGACCUGCGGGGCAUUCAGAGAGCAGAAGCUGGCAGCUUUUAUCCGCCGGAGACCGAGGCGUCGAAGGAAGAUCUGGUGAAGACAAGAUUUGUCACCGGCAUGGCUUCUUGCCAUUCACUCACCAAAAUACAGGGGGAGCUCUCUGGAGACCCUCUGGACCUCAAGAUGUUCAACGCCACAGGCUGGGUCCUGGAAGAGGCCACUGAGGAAGAGACGGCGCUUCACAACCCCAUCAUGCCCACCGUCGUGCGACCGCCCCGACAGGUCAUCCCAGAGGCCAACCAGAAUGACCCUCACACUGAGAAUCUGGAGCUGUCAGCAUUAUCAUCUUAUGAGGUUGGAAUAGUUCGCCAGUUCCCCUUCUCCUCCACGCUACAGAGGAUGAGUGUCGUGGUCAGGAAGCUGGGGGAGAAGCACAUGGACGCCUACUUGAAAGGGGCACCAGAGGUCGUGGCUGGUCUUUGCGCUCCACAGACAGUCCCGCAGGAUUUCGCUGAAACUCUGGAGACUUACACCAAGCAGGGUUUCCGGGUCAUAGCUUUGGCGCAUCGCCAGCUGGAGUCCAAACUCUCUUGGCACAAAGUACAGAGUCUGAGCAGAGAUCUCAUAGAAAGCAACAUGGAGUUCCUCGGUUUGAUCGUCAUGCAAAACAAGAUCAAAAAAGAGACUGCAGGUGUCCUGGUUGAUUUACGGCACGCUAACAUCCGCACCCUGAUGGUCACAGGUGAUAACAUGUUGACGGCAAUAUCGGUGGCUCGAGACUGUGGCAUGGUUCGUCCUCAUGAGAAAGUCAUCAUCGCAGACGCUGCGCCUGCAAAGGAAAACAGUCCCGCCAGCAUCACUUGGACUUAUACCGAGGACGCUAAAGACGCUCAGACUGUGCAGAUCAACUUAGAGGACAGCGAGUUUGGCCAUCAGAUGACUCAGCACGAGCAGAGCUACCAUUUUGCCAUGAACGGUCGAGCGUUCGCGGUUAUCACGGAGCACUUCCCUCAUCUGGUCCCUAAGCUUCUGUUAAGGGCGACUGUGUUCGCCAGAAUGUCUCCGGACCAGAAGACUCAGUUGGUGGAAUCGCUGCAGAACAUUGAUUACAUUGUGGGAAUGUGUGGUGACGGUGCGAACGACUGUGGAGCCCUGAAGAGGGCGCACAGCGGCAUUUCUCUGUCGGAGCUGGAGGCCUCUGUGGCGUCUCCCUUCACCUCUUCCACCGCCAACAUCUCCUGUGUUCCCAACCUCAUCAGGGAGGGUCGCGCUGCUCUCAUCACAUCGUUCUGCGUCUUCAAAUUCAUGGCUCUCUACAGCAUCAUCCAGUACCUCAGUGUCACUCUGCUCUACUCUAUUCUUAGCAACCUGGGGGACUUUCAGUUCCUCUUCAUCGACAUUGCCAUCAUUCUGGUCGUUGCUUUCACAAUGAGUCUGAAUCCAGCGUGGAAGAAGUUGGUGCCCAGUCGUCCUCCGUCCAGUCUCAUCUCCGGGCAGCUGCUCUGCUCAGUCCUGACCCAGAUUCUCACCUGCCUGGUCUUCCAGGUCACGUCCUUCCUUCUGGUGCAGCAGCAGAACUGGUACGAGGUUUGGACGCCUCAGUCAGACGCCUGCAAUGUGUCCUCCUCCGUCCUGGCUAGCAAUGUGAAUGUAACUUCGCCUGUGAACCACAAAAACAUCAAGAACUAUGAAAACACCACGCUCUUCUACGUCUCGACCUUCCAGUACCUGGCCGUGGCCAUCGUCUUCUCCAAGGGGAAGCCCUUCAGACAGCCCAGCUAUAAGAACUGGCCCUUCAUGCUGUCCUGCCUCUGCCUGUACGCCUUUCUCCUGCUCAUCAUGCUGAAUCCUUUCGCCGCCAUCGACAACUUCCUGGAGAUCGUGUGCGUCCCUCACGACUGGCGCGUCACACUCGUCAUCAUCAUCUUAACCAACACAGUGGUGUCGUUCGUAGUGGAGAUUUUGAUCCUUGACAUCAUCUUGUGGAGGCUAUUUUUCAAAGAGAGUCAGGCGGUAAAUCGGACCGCCGCGGCCACGUCUCCUAACGCACCGCAGACUUCCAAUGAGCGCUGGGCCUCGCGCUUCCUCCCCUGGUUGUUCUGCCGCCGCCACAAACCACCAAAGGUCAAGUACAUGCAUCUGGCUCUGAAGCUGCAGGACGAGGCCGACUGGCCGCCGCUUCCCUGCUCGGUCACCUACGCCAACCCUUCCCAGACCUCCAAUGACCUCUGACCCGGAACCAGCCACCAGUGCAGACUGCUCUCACAGAGGUCGCAGUCAAGCUCACGGAUGCUUGAGAUGCCGCCGGACCAUAGUACUUGAGCCAGUUAAAUCCACUUCCAACAACUAUGACAUCAUCAUCAUCAACCUAUAAUUCUCCUACUAGUCAUAUUGAUUUAGGGAAACAUUCCAGUGUGAUAAUAUCCAUGUGACGAGCCAAACGGUGGCAUUUUUUAACUUCUUCCUGUGGAAGAGAGUGGUACAGCGCUAAAGAUUAACACGUCUCUCAGUCUCAUGGUGCUACAAUGAAGCUAGUGUCAUCUUUGCAUUUACUCCUGCUUUUUUUGCUUUGUAUUUCUAUCAGCACUGCCUUUUUUUAACCCUUAUUUUUAAACUGAAAUGCAUGCUUUUACCAGCGACAUCUACUACACAACCGCACCACUCAGAUUAGCAUUAUGCUAACACCACUGCUAACACAAGACAGGAAUGGAGUGGCUGGUGAAGCGAGGAAGCUUCAACACAGUAUUAUUCAGUCCGAUACACACAUCUCUGGGGCCCAAACCCAGCCCGCCUUGUCAUUUUAUGUGGCCCUGUAGAGCGUUAGCUAUAGCAAUAGCAUGUGGAAUAUAGAAAUUACAGCGCUCAAGAUUUAUCCUUCUCACAAGUGGAGAUUAUCAACGUCAACAGAUAAGCUAGACACUGUUCCAGUAAUAUUAGCGGUGGUGCUAAUAUUAGCCUGAAAGGUUUUGAGCGUGCCAGUAGUGACGGGCUGAUGAGACUUUGUGAAACAGUGUCGUCGCUUUCAGAGCUCAGUAGGCGGCGCUCAUGGUUUAAAAAUGAUGCAAUGUUUUAUUGAAAUGGUUGUUGAAAAUCCAAAGAUUUUAGAGUGCCAUCUAGUGGACUCUGAAAAUGCGACACUGUUUCAUGAAGCCUCAUAAGCCCACCAUGAGGGUAAUGAUUGAGUCGGGGGCCACAGCUUAAGUUGUGUUUUGGCCCUUUACGUGAUGGAGUUUUACACCCUGGUUAGUGUCACGAGUCCAACCCACUUAAAACUGUUUCUUAGCUUGUAGUUUCAGGAUCAACUGUAAACAUAUGAAUGUUUUGAAUGCUUUUAUUGUCUGUAUAUUCUGAAAAUAUUUUAUUCCUAGCUGUUAUUUUUAGCCAACAUUUACUGAUGCAAAGUGAAUCCUACGCUGCUGAUGAUUUGUGUGUACAAGUGUAUCAAUGUGUUGCUAUGUUUUAUAAAGAGGGACGAUGUUUUUAAGUAGUUUCUGGAAUUUUGUGAGAUGAAAAUGUGAGGCUUUUAAU